This is a messenger RNA of Plenodomus lingam JN3, 246 nucleotides long. RefSeq lists its product as uncharacterized. NCBI's taxonomy places the organism in Eukaryota, Fungi, Ascomycota, Dothideomycetes, Pleosporales, Leptosphaeriaceae. The record is from RefSeq and is a predicted model, not a curated record.
AUGACAUCGGAAACCCCAGGCAAUCUCCUAAGGCUCGCCGGCGAACUCGCCAAACUCAGUGCCGAACUUUCCACCGUCGGGAGCAAAAUCGGCGUGGUUGCGAAAGCCCUCGAAGAAGAAGCUGCUAUUGUUGCUGCUGAGAACUCCAAGCAUUGGGGGGUGAAUGUGCACGUGGCGGUGAGAGCGGGGCCAUACGGCGCAAUGGACGGUGGGAACGAGGUUGUGGUGCGCAAGGUAGGGAGCUAG